CAGAAUUCCUUCUUCUUGAGAGAGAGAGAGAGAGAGCGAGAGAUGGGGAGCGUGAAGGUGUACGGGCCGGCCAUGUCGACGGCCGUGUCGAGAGUCAUGGCUUGCCUCCUAGAGAAGGAGAUGCCCUUCCAACUCCUCCCUAUCCACCUCCCCAAAGCCCAACACAAGUCUCCUGACUUCCUCAAGCUCCAGCCAUUCGGCCAAGUGCCAGCCUUCCAAGACGGCGACGGCACCACCCUUUUCGAGUCGCGGGCCAUCUGUCGUUACAUCUGCGACAAGUUCGCCGGCCAAGGCAACCGGUCGUUGCUCGGCCGAGAAGGCGGCGGUGCCGCCGACCGGGCGCGCGUGGACCAGUGGGUGGAGGCCGAG
This is a messenger RNA of Musa acuminata subsp. malaccensis (wild Malaysian banana), 369 nucleotides long. Its product is annotated as glutathione S-transferase F11-like. NCBI's taxonomy places the organism in Eukaryota, Viridiplantae, Streptophyta, Magnoliopsida, Zingiberales, Musaceae. The record is from RefSeq and is a predicted model, not a curated record. Gene Ontology annotation, biological process: glutathione metabolic process. Gene Ontology annotation, molecular function: glutathione binding; glutathione transferase activity. Gene Ontology annotation, cellular component: cytoplasm.